Messenger RNA from Pogoniulus pusillus (Red-fronted tinkerbird), 740 nucleotides. RefSeq names its product chromosome 43 C1orf43 homolog (gene LTAP1). Lineage: Eukaryota; Metazoa; Chordata; Aves; Piciformes; Lybiidae. The record is from RefSeq and is a predicted model, not a curated record. The coding region runs from base 1 to 645 and encodes 214 amino acids. The transcript has 6 exons. Gene Ontology annotation, biological process: phagocytosis.
AUGGAGUCUGGGUGGCCAACAUGGGUGCUGCCUUUGGUCCCUCCCCACCCCGGGCAGGACCUGAAGGAGGAAAUUGACCUUCGGCUCUCCAGGGUGCAGGACAUCAAAUACGAGCCCCAGCUGCUGGCCGAGGAUGACUGCAGGCUGCUGCAGCUGGAGACACAAGGCUGCUACAACUACCUGUACAGGAUGAAGGCUCUGGAUGCCAUCAGGACCUCUGAGAUCCCCUUCCAGGCAGAGGGUCGCUACCCGAGGUCCCUGGUGGGGAAGAACUUCUGUGCCUACCUGCUGGAGCUGCGCAACUCCAGCGCCGGCCUCAAGGGGCUGCGCAAGGCCCUGCUCGAUGCCCUGCUGGAUGGCUACGAGAGUGCUCGCUAUGGCACGGGGGUCUUUGGGAGAUCUGAGUACCUGAAGUACCAGGAGGCCCUGGACGAGUUGGCCAAUGUCACCAAGGCCCGGGGGGGCAGCAGGCAGCGCCAGCACCAGUCUGCAGCCAAGGACCUGACGCAGUGCCCGGAGGGCUCCCCCCCUGCCACCAUCCAGGUCACCUACCUGCCCUCCUGCCAGAGGAGCAAACGUGCCAAGCACUUCCUCGAGCUCAAGAGCUUCAAGGACAACUACAACACCCUGGAGAGCACCCUCUGAGCUGGGCAGUACCCAGCUGGCACCCGGCGGUGCCAACGCUGCCAGCCGCUCGCUCCCGCAGCUCCCUCUGCCCGGCCCCGGGGGCAUGGGGCAGG